Molecule: messenger RNA, 263 nt
Organism: Protopolystoma xenopodis
Lineage: Eukaryota; Metazoa; Platyhelminthes; Monogenea; Polystomatidea; Polystomatidae
Source: the annotation of a GenBank genome assembly
AUAAAACUGGCCGAAUCUUCCUACCUGGUUCGAGUAGUCUGAGUGCAUUGGGCAUCAGUGGUCUGCCGCCCGGAUCUCGGUCAUCCCUAAUCGCACGCUCUGGUCUAGGCCAGCCCAUAGCCUCAGCUGAGUCUGCCUCGCGGAUGGCUCGACCACCAAGUGUCUGCAGUUCUAGUCAGCUGCAUUCAGGUCCAGCUGGCGCAGGCUCAUUCCUUUCCGGCGUCGCUGGGUCGCAAGGUGAGUCAAAUGCUCCAACUGGAUAC